Messenger RNA from Saxophila tyrrhenica, 2982 nucleotides. RefSeq lists its product as uncharacterized. The transcript has 2 exons. The record is from RefSeq and is a predicted model, not a curated record. The coding region runs from base 1 to 2982 and encodes 993 amino acids. NCBI's taxonomy places the organism in Eukaryota, Fungi, Ascomycota, Dothideomycetes, Mycosphaerellales, Extremaceae.
AUGGACAGCGCGAGCGCUCCGAGCAUGGCUUUCGCCGGACCCUCAAGCGAAGCCUCCACUCCCGCCGCCUACGACGAAGACAGCGCUCGACAUUUCGCCGUCACCGCCAGCCAAGUCCCCAAGCCCACUGGCAGUAUGGCUCCCCCGCCGCCAAUGUCCUUGCCAUGUCCUUCGCUGGAUUCCACAUCAAAGGAUGGGAAGAGCUUAGGCAUGCGCUUUCACGAGGACUGCCAUGAGACCGACCUACCCAGUCCGCGGUUACGAUCGAGUCGGCUAUUCAAAGGCAAAGGCAAGGAAGCAGUCAGUGUGGAGAAAGAGCAGAAGAGGCCGCUACAACUGUUAGAUCUACCGGUGGAUAUUUUGAAGGAUAUUGUGAAGGAGGUCACGCACACCAACGAUCUCACCUCGCUCGCGCUAUGCCACUCUGCUCUGCACCGGCUCACCAUACCUCACAUCUACUCGCGCUUCGACAUUGUCUGGCCGGAUACGAACACGCAUGCAGAGCCGAGGUCAGGCGUGGAUGCGCUCACGUAUGGGUUGGCGACUCUGGUCAUGGCAGAGGAAGUGUUUGGUGAAGCACCAAAUCAGAGGCAGAAUGCUGGGAAUCGAUACGCUCCGAAUGGGCAGGGCAGAGCGUCCGAGACGGCAGUACGGCGAAGAAGAGGGAAUCACUAUGCGCAGUUCACGAGGAAGUUCUCGCUCGGCAACGGACCGGCAGACUGGGUGCAGGAGUAUCUGAUCACAAAGGAGGGCGGGAAGAUGCUGGGAACUCUGGUCGCGCUGGCCGUCGCGCGCAUGCGCACGCUUGAGACGUUCAUCUGGGACAUGCCGACAGGAAUACUGCGCGAUGUCUGGCUGGCGCUGUCUUCGCUCGGCGAUAGAGACGACGGACAACCCUGCAGGCUUGAGAAAGUCUGGGUCAGAUGGCAUGACAACUCUUCUUCCGAGAGCACGAAUCUCAUACCACCGACGCCUCCACCUAUGAACCUCAGCAUUCUUCCAUCCGCACAUCCUUCUUCCACCAAUCCUCCGACUUCAGCAAUACCACCACAAAUUCAUCCCGCGGCGCUAGAUCGGGUGGAGCACCCGUCAUUCUCUGCCCUUCCGCCUCUGAAGAGCCUGAGCGUACUCGACGUUGACGAGCUCGCUUAUCUCGACGAAAUGGCUGUGCUUAUCGGCAGGUCACUGGACAAGCUGCGAGAAUUGCGGGUGGGUAUCGCGAGACAUGCCAUCAGCAGAGAAUGGGUCACAGUAUGGGAGGGCAGUUCGCUUCAGCAGGUGGACCCAGACUAUCCAGCUUUCGGAUCCAUGACCAUUGGGGAGAAACGCCAGGGCGGUGUGCUUGGAACAUUGACUGGCUUCGUCUGCGACAUGCGCAAGCCGAAGAUGGCACUUCCAGACCGGUUAAAGCGCCGUGCACCCAUGAACACAGGCUCGCCAUCAAAAUCUCCACCGCGACCACCUCAGAUCGUUCCGCCUGCGCUACAAGUCGAUUCGGAGCCAUUGAUCGAGCAGAGCAGCGCGUUGAGCGGCAUUACCAGCCUUCGAGAUGUAUUGCCUGACGUCCCUACCAACGAUCCUUCUUCAGGAGGGCCCCUUCUGUCGCCACUGCAGACAACAUUCUCAUCAGACUCUGCUUACGAGAACGAUCCUCUGAUCGCGCAAAGCAGUCACGCAUCAAGCCCAAUGCGAUCGCCAAACACAGAAACCCACGAACACUCCAUCUUCGGCUCAGCCAUGCAACCCGACCUCGUCCCACCCAUCCCCGAAACCUCCACGGACGCCCCCGAACCCGACCCCGAAAUCGAAUACCUCGACCACACCUUGCACCUCGAAUCCCUGGAACUCGAGCGCGUGCCCCUCUCCGUCCCGGUCCUCCAACGCGCCCUCGACUGGACCCGCCUCACCUCCCUCACCCUCCUGCACUGUCAAAACCACGAACAACUCUGGAAAACGCUCCGGCGCACCUUCGCCCCGCGGCCCAAAUCACCGACAUACCCGCAUCCGCGACGCACCCCCAACAGUACUCCCCGAAAAUCGGGCAAGCUCUCCAUCGGCGGGAGCGAUAUCGAGAUGGAGUACACGUUGAACCUGAAGAAAAUCCACACCAACACCGUCUCCCCCGCGCUGAUAUCCUUUCUCAAGGAGACGCUGGCGCCGAAUAGUCUGCAGGUGCUUUUCCUGCAAGAGGCGCGGAUGUACAACUCGUCCGUCUCCGUGGACCAGAUCUUCAAGGGGCCGUUGCGGAGACAUCGCAGUAGUUUGCGCAAACUGCUGAUCGAUAGUUCGGAGAAGGGGGCGGAUGGCGUGCCGACGAAUUCCAGUCGGUGGAGGCGGUGGAUGCUAACGAGGGAGAUUCUGGGCUUUGUCUGUAGUGGGAAGAUGCCGAGUUUGCGGGAGUUGGGCAUGGCUAUUGAUUACCGGGACUGGCACUUCUUCCUCCAACACCUCCCCUCCAUCCCCCACCUCCGAUCGCUCAGCAUCCCCUUCCUCGCCGACCACGUGCACGGCCCCACCGUCGACCCCCGCGAACUCGCCCUCCAAAUCGUCGAUAUCGUCGCUCUAAGGCCAGAGGUGGAAGUGUGUUAUAUGGGCAUCGCGGGGAAGUGUUUUGAGAUUCUUGAUCAGCGCCGUCCGUAUAGCGGGAGUUGGGAUGGGGUGGGGAGGCCGGAGUCGCAUUUGGGGCAGCACGCCGUCGAUGCUGGGGACGCGGACGAGGACGCCGCUGCUGGUAGUGAAGGGGAGGAAGAGGGGGAGGAAGAGGCGGGGGACGACGACGCCGAAGACGAAGCGGCGCAGGCUGAAGCGGACGCGGAGGCAGAGACGGAAAGUGAAUCCGACGACGCCGACGACGACGCUGAUAGCGAGAGCGAAGGGGAAGAUGGUGGGGGAGGAAGCAGGGGUGUGAGGUUGCGGUUGAGGGAGAUUCUGUUCUAUGAUGAUAAGGUCGCUGUGUUUAAGGCGAGGCAUGGGCGGUUAUAA